GCCCCCACGUGGCUGCAACGCCACAUGACACGUGGCCACUUCCUGUAAUGCUGAAGGGUGGGACAAGCGGAAGCAGCGGCUCCUGGGUGCCUGUACAUUUUUUACAGCUGAGCAGUUGGACUUAUAUGUUUCAUUCAACAUGCCGGCUUAUCACUCAAGCUUGAUGGUCCCUGAAACCAGGCUGGUGGGGAACAUGGCCCUGCUCCCCAUCAAAACACAGUUCAAAGGACCAGCAAGAGGAGAUGGUGGAGAUUCUGACAUCAUCGAUGAAGCAAUCUACUACUUCAAGGCCAAUGUUUUCUUUAAGAAUUAUGAAAUCAAGAACGAGGCUGACAGGACACUGAUCUAUGUUACACUCUACAUUUCUGAAUGCCUGAAAAAGCUACAGAAGUGCAGCUCCAGGAGCCAAGGAGAGAAGGAGAUGUACACUCUGGGCAUCACAAACUUUCCCAUUCCUGGAGAACCUGGCUUCCCUCUUAAUGCUAUGUAUGCCAAGCCCGCAAACAAGCAAGAGGACGAGACUAUGAGGUCGUACCUGCAGCAGCUUCGCCAGGAGACUGGUUUAAGGCUAUGUGAUCGUGUGUUUGACCCGCAAACAGACAAACCCAGCAAGUGGUGGCUGUGCUUUGUGAAGAAGCAGUUCAUGAACAAAAGUCUCUCUGCUCCUGGACAGUGAACAAAAAGGGACACAGAGGCUGGAAUAAAGCGAGUUUAAAUUUUCUGUUAAAGUUUUAUACUGUUUGACUUAAAAAAAAAAAAAAUUAUAUGUUCACUUGUCUGGAUGUUGAUCAUAUUGGGCUGGUGCUUAAUUCAAUAAAGAAAUCUCAGAGACUGGAGAGAUUGGCAA
Molecule: messenger RNA, 847 nt
Organism: Fundulus heteroclitus (mummichog)
Lineage: Eukaryota; Metazoa; Chordata; Actinopteri; Cyprinodontiformes; Fundulidae
Product: actin-related protein 2/3 complex subunit 3-A
Exons: 7
Coding region: 140-676 (178 amino acids)
Biological process (GO): regulation of actin filament polymerization; Arp2/3 complex-mediated actin nucleation
Cellular component (GO): Arp2/3 protein complex; cytoskeleton
Molecular function (GO): actin filament binding
Source: RefSeq, a predicted model, not a curated record